GUGACCGAGCCCGUCCUUUCGUGUUCCUGUGGUGUAGACGGCGGGAUGUGUGAGGGCGUGUUCAGUCAGUGCCCGCUGCUCCUACCGCAGGACCUGCGCGGGAGAGUGUACGAUGGCUUCAUCAGGGCGCAGGAAAAGGACUUUCGACUCAGGGUCAUUUUGCCGACAGAUUUACAACUACAAAAUGCCAGGUUAGAGUGCAGUUGGCAACUGAAGAACGUUCUGCAGGGAUAUCUGCACCUCCUGAAGCAGAGGUUGCAGCACAGUCCAAAUCUAAGCAGCUUUAUGAUGGAGCUGAAGACUAUAUUGGAUUCUGCUCUGAAGAACACAAAUUCAAUAGAAGCCUCUCCUGCUCCACAGUAUUAUUCUUGCCUGGUUACGGACAUAGAGAAUUUAGGAUGGGAUAAAUUAUUAUUUGUAGAUGAUGAGUUUCGUACAAUCAAAUUAAAAAUUAAAGAUUCUUCAGGACGUGAACACGUAAUUGUUGUGAGCCUAAGUGCAAAGUACCCAUAUAAAGCUCCAGAUUGUUGCGUAGACUUACCAGUAGCAUUUUCCGUCUCAUGGACACCACAGGUGGGUGGUUUUUAG
Messenger RNA from Bufo gargarizans (Asiatic toad), 588 nucleotides. RefSeq names its product FA complementation group L (gene FANCL). The transcript has 8 exons. Gene Ontology annotation, molecular function: ubiquitin protein ligase activity. The record is from RefSeq and is a predicted model, not a curated record. Gene Ontology annotation, biological process: interstrand cross-link repair; protein monoubiquitination. The coding region runs from base 46 to 588 and encodes 180 amino acids. Lineage: Eukaryota; Metazoa; Chordata; Amphibia; Anura; Bufonidae. Gene Ontology annotation, cellular component: nucleus; Fanconi anaemia nuclear complex.